Phragmites australis (common reed) is the source of this 2808-nucleotide messenger RNA. Its product is annotated as SPX domain-containing membrane protein OsI_17046. Gene Ontology annotation, molecular function: transmembrane transporter activity. Gene Ontology annotation, biological process: transmembrane transport. Lineage: Eukaryota; Viridiplantae; Streptophyta; Magnoliopsida; Poales; Poaceae. The record is from RefSeq and is a predicted model, not a curated record. The coding region runs from base 452 to 2542 and encodes 696 amino acids. The transcript is spliced from 12 exons. Gene Ontology annotation, cellular component: membrane.
ACGUCCGCACACGUAACACACGCGAGCACAUCGCCACCACAGCCGUAGUGCCUGCUGUCUCCGCCACAAUUCACAGGCGCAUCCUCCUCCCCGGACUCCGGCUCUUCUUCCUCCCCUCCCUGCGCGCGCUGUAAGCCUAUAAAUGCCACUCUUCCCUUCCGCCCCGUUCCUCGUCCUGCCCAGCAGUCCAGCUCACGAGCAGCGGCGCCAUUGCACGCCUCCGGGCUCCGGCCACUGCUGACUGCUGUGCGCGUCUGUCCUCCCCGUACUGCGUUGUCCGUAUGUGUGAAAACUGCUGCUUGCGUCGUGGUGAGUUUGGUGCCUCCGCGCACACGCGCGUGUCCGAGUUUGCUGAUGUUCAUCUAAUCCACCGCGGGGAGAAGGCAAACGAAAGGAGAGAUAUAUUGAGGGUCAUCACUUGCGUUUCCGGAUCAGAUAGUAAAACGGCAGGAUGGUUAACUUUGGAAAGAAGUUGACGGCAGAUCAAGUAGAAGAAUGGAAAGGAUACUACAUCAAUUACAAAUUGAUGAAGAAAAUGUUAAAGCAAUAUGUUCAACAGACCCAACUUGGUGGGAAAGAUCGUGAACAAGUCCUUAAAGAGUUCUCAAGGAUCCUUGAUGACCAGAUUGAAAGGAUCGUGCUUUUUCUGUUACAACAACAAGGCCACAUUGCCAGUAGGAUUGAGGAAUUGGGAGAACGACGCACUGCUCUUCUGGAACAGUAUGAUCUAUCACAAGUUUCUCAGCUACGUGAUGCAUAUAGAGAAGUUGGGCUUGAUCUUAUAAAGCUUCUCUGCUUUGUUGAUAUGAAUGCUACUGGUAUACGCAAGAUACUAAAGAAAUUUGAUAAGCGCUUUGGCUAUAAGUUUACAGAUUAUUAUGUCACCACUCGUGCAAACCAUCCUUAUUCUCAGCUUCAGCAAGUCUUUAAGCAAGUGGGAAUUGUAGCUGUUGUAGGUGCAUUAUCGCGCAACCUUGAAUAUCUGCAAGAUCAUCAAGGAAGCUUUGUAUCCAUCUAUGAUAAUCCAUCAGUUAUCUUGAGGGAUCCUAUCAUAGACCAAGUAAAACAUGCAGUACAGAAACUUACACAUGCCACGAAUUUUAUGAAAUUCUUGGGACAACACGCGCUUAUUGUUCAGGAAGAUGCACAAAGUGGGUCAGAGGAUCUUGUAGAUGAUCAGAGAUACCAUUUUAUGUCUCUGCUGCUUAACCUCGUGAACACUUUUCUUUACAUGGUGAACACAUAUAUCAUUGUGCCGACUGCAGAUGACUAUUCAGUAAGCCUUGGGGCUGCCGCGACAGUGUGUGGUAUAAUUAUUGGAUCAAUGGCAGUCGCUCAAGUGUUUUCCUCGGUCUAUUUCAGUGCAUGGUCAAAUAAGUCGUACUUCAGACCACUUGUAUUCAGUAGUAUUAUGCUAUUUUUUGGCAACCUGCUUUAUGCAUUGGCAUAUGACCUGAAUUCAUUACCUGUUCUUCUGAUUGGACGGCUACUGUGCGGGUUAGGCUCUGCAAGAGCAGUGAACCGUCGGUAUAUCAGUGAUUGUGUACCCCUUAAAAUCAGGCUACAAGCCUCUGCAGGAUUCGUUAGUGCUAGCGCUCUUGGCAUGGCAUGUGGCCCUGCUUUUGCUGGCUUCCUCCAGAUAAAAUUCAAGAUAUACUCGCUCACUUUCAAUCAGAGCACAUUACCUGGAUGGGUCAUGUCCAUUGCUUGGCUUCUUUACUUGUUGUGGCUGUGGCUUACAUUCAACGAGCCGGAACACUUUGCUAAAACUUCAGUCAUUACACAGCCCUCUGAAUCCGGUCACCAAGAAAGUGCUAACUUGGAGGAAGGUCUAGCUCAGCCGUUGCUUCUAGGUGCAGAAAGAAGACAGGACGAGAAUGCGGAGGAUAAUGAUGAUAUUGAAGUAGACUCCGAAAGCUCUCAUGAACCAGCAACAUCAAUUGGUUCAGCAUACAGAUUGCUGACUCCAUCUGUGAAGGUCCAACUAUUGAUAUACUUUAUGCUCAAGUACGCUAUGGAAAUUUUACUCUCCGAAUCAAGCGUUGUCACCACAUACUAUUUUAGCUGGUCUACAAGUUCUGUGGCUAUCUUUUUAGCGCUUCUUGGCUUAACUGUUCUUCCAGUAAAUGCCGUUGUCGGAAGCUACAUUACAAAUUUGUACGAGGACAGGCAAAUUUUGUUGGCAUCUGAAGUCAUGGUUCUCAUUGGUAUAAUCAUGAGCUUUCGGUUUACCCCUCACUACUCCAUUCCGCAAUACGUCACUUCAGCUCUCAUAACAUUUGUAUUUGCUGAGGUGCUCGAAGGGGUGAAUCUAUCCUUGCUUUCACGGGUGAUGUCGUCGAGGCUUUCCCGAGGAACCUAUAACGGCGGACUCCUCUCCACAGAGGCCGGGACGCUGGCCCGUGUGAUUGCAGACGCGACGAUUACUGCGGCAGGUUAUCUAGGCACGGACCUCCUCCUCAACGUCACCCUGCUGCCAUCUCUUGUGAUCUGCGUAGUCUCCAUCGCUGCAACACUCUACACCUACAACACUCUCUACUGAAGAAGCAGUCUCUCUGUAUCUGCACAGCACUAUUCGCAGUCAAAAUGAUUCCUGCCCACAUUGGGCUGUAUUACUUGUGUAGUAGCAUUUGUGAUUUGUGAUCCUCAAUCAGCGUUGUAAAUGUCCAUACGUUAAAUCUACAGAUAUCGUGGACGGUAUCGGUUUAUUGUAAUGUAUUGUUAUGCAUUCAACAGCUGUAAAUUCGAAUCCAUUGAGGACAAACAUUGUGUCGGAAAUACAAGGUGGUUUCUGGCAUAACAUGGACA